This is a messenger RNA of Thlaspi arvense, 1251 nucleotides long. NCBI's taxonomy places the organism in Eukaryota, Viridiplantae, Streptophyta, Magnoliopsida, Brassicales, Brassicaceae. The record is from the annotation of a GenBank genome assembly.
GAAAAUGGUCCCAAGUGGAUUUAAUGGUUUCAUACUUUCAUAGUUACCACGCGUUAUUGCAUGUACUGUCACGCGUCAAUAUAUUCGCCACUCAUUUGCAUUUUCACUAUUCAUCACCCUAAACCCACUAAACUGAAUCGUAAAACAUCUUAGCUUUAUUCAUACGAGCUAAUCUGGGAGAUAAAAUGGCGACCGGCGACGUGAAGCUGAUCGGCUCAUGGGCGAGUGUCUACGUCAUGAGGGCGAGGAUCGCUCUCAACCUCAAAUCUAUAAGCUACGAAUUCCUGCAGGAGACGUACGGUUCUAAGAGCGAAUUGCUCCUCAAAUCUAACCCGGUUCACAAGAAGAUCCCGGUUCUGAUUCACGCUGACAAACCGGUUUGCGAGUCCAACAUCAUCGUUCAGUACAUCGACGAGGCUUGGAGCUCAUCUGGACCGUCCAUUCUCCCUUCCCAGCCAUACGACCGGGCCAUCGCUCGCUUCUGGGCUGCGUACAUCGACGAUAAGUGGUUUAUUGCUGUGAGAAGUAUCCUGACAGCUCAAGGAGAAGAAGAGAAGAAAGCGGCCGUAGCUCAAGUCGAAGAAAGGACUGUGCUCUUGGAGAAAGCGUUCAUCGAUUGCAGCAACGGGAAACCGUUCUUCAACGGUGACCAUAUUGGUUACCUCGACAUCGCCCUUGGGAGCUUCUUGGGUUGGUUGAGAGUCACCGAGCUGGACGCCCAUCAUAAACUUCUUGACGAGACCAAGACUCCUUCUCUGUUCUUAUGGGCCGAGCGGUUCCGUAAUGAUCCCGCUGUGAAGCCUCUCAUGCCCGAGACCGCAAAGCUCGCUGAAUUCGCCAAGAAACUCUUCCCCAAGAUGCAGGCUUAAAGUCAACUAGGAUAUGGAUACUCUUCAAUGCAUGUGUUCGUUGGAGACCAAAAUUGUAAGAAUAUCUAUUGGUUAGUGGAAGUAUGAAACUGGCUUAAUCAUGACGUUAGUUUUUCUACGGUCCAAUGUAUUCAAACCUAAGUAAGAGACUAAACAAAUAUUAUAUUCCUAGUUCUUCAAUUCAGCCAGUUCUUGUCUAUCAUAGAAUCAGCACAUUGAGUGUCACAUUACAUUAAACAGUAUUUCAUCACAACACAAGGUCUCAGUAUUUCAUCACAACACAAGGUCUCUUUUACUUUUAUGCAUUCUGAUACACUAUUAUUGUUGUGGUUUAAGUGGUUUGGUCCAGUUUUAUCAUUGUUUUUGCUUCAUUCUUUUAUCG